Pectinophora gossypiella (pink bollworm) is the source of this 3789-nucleotide messenger RNA. It is a transcript of the gene Actn, whose product is annotated as alpha-actinin, sarcomeric. Gene Ontology annotation, molecular function: actin filament binding; calcium ion binding. Lineage: Eukaryota; Metazoa; Arthropoda; Insecta; Lepidoptera; Gelechiidae. The record is from RefSeq and is a predicted model, not a curated record. Bases 122 to 2818 code for a protein of 898 amino acids. Gene Ontology annotation, biological process: muscle cell development; actin cytoskeleton organization. The transcript has 18 exons. Gene Ontology annotation, cellular component: plasma membrane; cell junction; Z disc.
CGCGCCAGUCUUCUUGCAGCAGGCGCGCGGCCGGCUGCUUGUUGGUGCGCGGAGCGAACAACACACGAGUUCGCGGUCAUAGGCUCGAACGAACAUCGAAUCGACGGUCAGUGCGGUGACCAUGAUGAUGGACAACGGGGUGAUGAAUAACUAUGAUGGGUACCCAGACGGGUACAUGGAACAGGAGGAGGAGUGGGAGCGGGAGGGUCUCCUAGACCCGGCUUGGGAGAAGCAACAGAAAAAGACCUUCACAGCAUGGUGCAACAGCCACCUGAGGAAAGCCGGCACCGGCAUCGAGAACAUCGAGGAAGACUUCAGAAAUGGCUUGAAGCUGAUGCUGUUGCUGGAGGUAAUCUCCGGAGAGACCCUGCCGAAACCCGACCGCGGCAAGAUGCGCUUCCACAAGAUCGCCAACGUCAACAAGGCCCUCGACUUUAUCGCAUCCAAAGGCGUCAAGUUGGUGUCCAUCGGUGCUGAAGAAAUCGUCGAUGGCAACCUCAAAAUGACCUUGGGUAUGAUCUGGACUAUCAUCCUGCGAUUCGCCAUCCAGGAUAUCUCAGUCGAGGAGAUGACCGCCAAGGCAAGUCUGCUCCUCUGGUGCCAACGCAAGACGGCUCCUUACAAGAACGUGAACGUUCAGAACUUCCACCUCUCCUUCAAGGACGGUCUCGCAUUCUGUGCACUCAUCCACAGACACAGACCAGACCUCAUCGACUACAGCAAACUCUCCAAGGACAACCCCCUGGAGAACCUCAACACCGCUUUCGAUGUGGCUGAAAAGUAUCUGGAUAUCCCCAGAAUGUUGGACCCCGACGAUCUGCAGAACACGGCGAUGCCUGACGAACGGGCAGUCAUGACGUACGUGUCUUCCUACUAUCAUUGCUUCUCUGGCGCGCAGAAGGCUGAAACGGCCGCGAACCGCAUCUGCAAAGUUCUCAAAGUCAACCAGGAGAACGAACGCCUGAUGGAAGAGUACGAGCGUCUUGCCAGCGAUCUCCUCGAUUGGAUCCGUCGCACGAUGCCCUGGCUGAACAGCCGCCAGACUGACAACUCGCUCGCGGGUUGCCAGAAGAAGCUGGAAGACUACCGAACUUACAGGCGUAAGCACAAGCCGCCCCGCGUAGAACAGAAGGCCAAACUGGAGACCAACUUCAACACCCUGCAAACCAAGCUGCGCCUCAGCAACCGUCCCGCGUACAUGCCCACUGAGGGCAAGAUGGUCUCUGACAUCUCCAACGCAUGGAAGGGCCUAGAAAUCGCCGAGAAGGCGUUCGAAGAAUGGCUGUUGAGCGAGAUGAUGCGCCUCGAGCGUCUCGAAUACCUUGCCCAGAAGUUCAAGCACAAGGCCGACAUCCACGAGGACUGGACCAGGGGCAAGGAAGAGAUGCUCCAGUCGCAGGACUUCCGUCAAUGCAAGCUGAACGAGAUCAAGGCUCUGAAGAAAAAGCACGAAGCCUUCGAGUCUGACCUCGCCGCGCACCAGGACCGCGUCGAACAGAUCGCCGCCAUCGCACAGGAGCUCAACUCCCUGGAGUACCACGACGUGGCGAGCGUGAACGCGCGUUGCCAGCGCAUCUGCUCGCAGUGGGACCGCCUGGGUGCGCUGACACAGCGCCGCCGCCUCGCCCUCGACGAUGCCGAACGCGUGCUCGAGCAGAUUGAUCUGCUGCACCUCGAGUUCGCCAAGCGCGCUGCGCCUUUCAACAACUGGUUGGACGGUACCCGCGAGGACUUGGUAGACAUGUUCAUCGUGCACACCAUCGAAGAGAUCUCCGGUCUCAUGGACGCGCAUGCACGCUUCAAGGCCACUCUGGGCGAGGCCGACAAGGAGUACCAGGCUAUCGUCAACCUGGUGCACCAGGUGGAGUCUAUCGUCAAGCAGCACCAGAUCCCUGGUGGUCUUGAGAACCCCUACACUACACUGACUGCUCACGAGCUGAACCGCAAGUGGUCGGACGUGAGGCAACUGGUGCCCCAACGCGACGGCACCCUGGCCGCCGAGCUCCGCAAGCAGCAAAACAACGAGACCCUUCGUCGCCAGUUCGCCGAGAAGGCCAACGCCGUCGGACCCUGGAUCGAGAGGCAGAUGGACGCUGUCACAGCUAUCGGCAUGGGUCUUCAAGGCUCCCUGGAAGACCAGCUGCACCGACUCAAGGAAUACGAGGCGGGUGUCUACGCGUAUAAACCGCACAUCGAGGAGUUGGAGCGCAUCCACCAGGCCGUGCAAGAGGGCAUGAUCUUCGAGAACAGAUAUUCACAAUACACAAUGGAAACCCUGCGUGUGGGCUGGGAACAGCUAUUGACCUCCAUCAACCGCACCAUCAACGAGGUGGAGAACCAGAUCCUGACUCGCGACUCCAAGGGCAUCACCCAGGAACAACUCACCGAGUUCCGUGCCUCCUUCAACCACUUCGACAAGAACCGCACCGGCCGCCUGGCACCUGAGGAGCUCAAGUCGUGCCUAGUGUCGGUGGGCUACAGCAUCGGCAAGGACAGGCAAGGAGAACUCGACUUCCAGCGCAUCUUGGCUGUCGUCGACCCCAACAACACAGGCUACGUAUCGUUCGAUGCGUUCUUGGACUUCAUGACGAGGGAAUCUACAGACACAGACACCGCUGAACAAGUCAUCGACAGCUUCAGGAUCUUAGCUGGUGACAAGCCCUACAUCACAGCAGACGAGCUGCGUCGCGAGCUGCCUCCGGACCAGGCGGAGUACUGCGUCGCUCGCAUGCCGCCGUACCGCGGGCCUGGCGCGCCGCCCGGCGCCCUGGACUACAUGGCCUUCUCCACCGCGCUCUAUGGCGAAACUGACCUUUAGACACAGGUCCCACAUCGCUGGUCAUCAUCACGACAUCAACUCUCUCGGAGAAGGUAUCGAAGCUACAUAGGAGAACAAGAAGAUUCACGGCCGUCACCGCUCAACUAACACCAGGGCCCAGACACUGCGGUGUCGCCGCCACGACGCACAAAAAUUAUUUCCCACACAUUGACCCCAACCGCACCCUCGCCCUAAACACUGGUCAAUGUAUCGCAAACAAUUUUUGUGACAUUUAUAGUCUUAAAACAGUUCUAUUAUAAAAUAUGUGCAAUGUUCAAACCAAAAAUGCCAUUAACUUUCAUACCGUAAAACUCUUCUCCCUAAUGUUUCCUGUAACCUUUUGGCUCAAAUCAGAGAAUCAUUUAUGUUUACAACAAACUAUUUAUACAUUAGUAUUAGGUAUUUUUAACUUUUAUAUAAAAUUCUCAGGGAAGUCACAAAACAUUUAUUUGUAAGAUAAAAUGGUGCUAAUGUUAGGCUUGACUAAUGUGUGACACCAAAAUAAGACUCAUUCACAUUGUGAGAAUGUUUUUGUUAUAUUUUUUUUUAUUUUUAAGCAAACAUUAUUUAUAUGAAAGUUUAAAUCUUUAAUUACUGCCAUUAGUAAUUAUAGUACUUGGAUGGUAGGUACGUAACAUAUUUUAAGUUCUCUAAAUUUAUAAAUGUUGCAGGGAAGUGUCACACAAAUUUAUUUAUAUCAUGUAUUGCCAUAACUUGCCUGCAUCUAUUUAUUUAUCAUUUGAAUAUCAUUUUUAUAUAAAAUUAUAUCGUUUGUGAGAGUAUUUUGGAAUGAGUACUCAAAAUAAAUGAUCUGCCAUAUUUUGUCUUUUAAUGACUACGUUGAUUAUCCAUCAAGUGUAUUAUGAUGAGGAGACAGUGGUACGUAGAGUAAGAACAAAUCAUGUGCCCAAAAAGUAAAAGUAUACUAACUCGAAUGUACAGCUAAUUUAAAUAAAGAGCUCUUAAACACA